AUGGCUAGUGAUGAACUGACUGUCGAAGAUACGACGCCAAGUAAUGAUUAUUAUGAAAGUACAAGUAGUACGAGUACGCCACCCGUUUAUAACUUCAGAAGAUCGACAAGACAACGAAGCAACCAUUACUACAGAGUAGAAAGAAUUCCUGAAGUUUCUGAAAUUUUUAAUUAUGAAAAAAGUACCCGAUUAGAAGUGUUGAAAUGGUUGAGAAGAAAUGAAGACAACAAUCACGAUGUUAUAUAUAUUAAUUCCGAAUCUAUAACGGCAGAAAAAUUAUAUGAAUUAUGUGACAAACAUAUUUGGUUUUCUUCUGAUCAUAUAAAUGCCUACCUCUCUUAUUUGAAUACGAAAUUUCAUCGUGUAUUUUCUCUUACAUCAUUUUUUUAUACAAAGUUAACAAAAAAUGACGGAUACAAAUAUUCUUCUGUCGAGCAUUGGACAAAAAGAAUUAAAAUUUUUCAAAAAGAUAUUAUCUUUAUUCCAAUUAAUUUAAAUGAGGCACAUUGGAUCUUAGCCGCAAUAUUUAUGAAGGAACAGUUUAGAAUUGCUAUCUUUGAUUCACUAGGGAUGGUAACAACAGAAGAUGCCGUCAUUAUUGGGGGGAAUCUCAUCAAUUGGUUGAAUGACGAAUAUAAUCAUAAAGUUAAGUUGGGUAAGGGAAUUGCGUGUGAAUAUGACUCGAACGUAAUUGAAGAGAUAAAUUUGAACCGUCAAGUUGAUUUUUCGUUGGAUAUAAUGUUUCGAAAUAGAGACCCUCCGCAAGUAGAUGGAAGUUCUUGUGGAGUAUUUGUUUGUAUGUUUGCGAGACUAAUGGCAGAGAAUAUCGAGAGAGAAAUAAUCAUGAAGAUCGCAAAAUGCCGAGAAGCUAGUAUUAAAUUUAGGAAAGUUAUCUAUACAGAUCUAUGGAAAUAUGCAAAAGAAAAUAACCAAGUGGAUACCGAAUCUGAGGAUUAUGAUGAAUACGAAUAA
Molecule: messenger RNA, 972 nt
Organism: Rhizophagus irregularis DAOM 181602=DAOM 197198
Lineage: Eukaryota; Fungi; Glomeromycota; Glomeromycetes; Glomerales; Glomeraceae
Biological process (GO): protein desumoylation; proteolysis
Cellular component (GO): nucleus
Molecular function (GO): deSUMOylase activity
Source: RefSeq, a predicted model, not a curated record